GGGCCAAGCCAAAGGGCCUCUCACUUAGGAGCUUCUCCAUUCUGUCAGCUCUCCCGGAACGUCCAAGGCAAGACUGGCACCCAGCGCACACAGCAGGAACUAUGGAGUCCUUCAGCUCAAAGAGUCUGGCACUGCAGGCGGAGAAGAAGCUCCUGAGUAAGAUGGCCGGUCGCUCUGUGGCGCAUCUGUUCAUGGACGAGACGAGCAGUGAGGUGCUCGAUGAGCUCUACCGCGUUUCCAAAGAGUACACGCACAGCCGGCCACAGGCACAGCGGGUGCUCAAGGACCUCAUCAAGGUGGCGGUCAAGGUGGCCGUGUUGCACCGCAGCGGCUGCUUCGGCCCCGGCGAGCUGGACCUGGCCGCCAGCUUCCGCCAAAAGCUGCGCCAGGGCGCCAUGACGGCGCUCAGCUUUGGCGAGGUGGACUUCACUUUCGAGGCGGCAGUACUGGCCGGCCUUCUGACUGAGUGCCGGGAUCUGCUGCUGGAGCUAGUGGCGCGCCACCUCACGCCCAAGUCCCAUGGCCGCAUCCGCCACGUGUUCGACCACUUCUCUGACACCGGCCUGCUCACGGCCCUCUAUGGGCCAGACUUCACUCAGCACCGGACCAAGAUCUGCGAUGGGCUCAGGAAGCUGCUGGAUGAGGGCAAGCUCUGAGGGCCCAGGCCCCAGGGCCGUCCACCGGAGCUGUGUGGCCAACUGAGAAAGUGACACCGAAAGGGCUCUCUUGACCUGCUUGGUGCACUGAUGCUUUUCAAGCCUCAGGCUUCAGUCUUUCCCCAGAGUGCUUUUGCCUCUGAGACAACCCCACCCCCAAACUGCUGGUGGAGAAGCUGCAAAGCUGAGUGUUCACGUCUCUCUCCCACUCCCGUCCCGGGACAGGAAGCAAAGCUGCCUGAAAAAGAUGAAGUGAAACUUGGAUCUCUAUCUCUCCCCAAGCAAUGGACAUUUGAAACAGGGAAGCCCCACUCCCUGGUGAACCAGGGGAAGAGGGCAUAGCUCAUCUAACCCUUAAAGGGACACUAAAGACAGAAGGGGGAAUGGGAUCCCAGACCUCCAGCUCCAGGCAGAGCCUGGACAGAUACCAGAGGCUCUGUUCCAGAGCGCAGGAAGAAGGGGUUAGGGCAGGGGAGAGUCUCACAGGGGAAAUAAAACUACUAAAACAUG
Mustela erminea (ermine) is the source of this 1166-nucleotide messenger RNA. RefSeq names its product TNF alpha induced protein 8 like 2 (gene TNFAIP8L2). Gene Ontology annotation, biological process: negative regulation of T cell activation; regulation of apoptotic process; negative regulation of inflammatory response. The transcript has 2 exons. The record is from RefSeq and is a predicted model, not a curated record. Gene Ontology annotation, cellular component: cytoplasm. Lineage: Eukaryota; Metazoa; Chordata; Mammalia; Carnivora; Mustelidae. Bases 102 to 656 code for a protein of 184 amino acids.